AGAAUGCAUUCACGAAACCUAUGGUUGUCGUGUCAAAAUAUUUUUGUUUUGUUCUUCAUUUAAUUCACAAAUAAUCGCAUAAUAUGUCAUAAUUGUAAUGUUUUCUAUUUAUUUUAAUAUUAAAUUACGUAAAUUACUAAUAAUAACACUGAAUGCUUAUCAUGUUUUGGUGAUACAAUAUCCAUAGUGUGGUACCGUGGUAGUCAUGUCAGAUUGCGCGCUGGUGUCCAAUGUAAGCGAACACGAUGCGAGUAUGGACGUGGGGAACGACAAGUCUCUAUUUGAGCCCUCUGUUGAAAUGAUGGUAAAUGACUUUGAUGACGAAAGAACAUUAGACGAAGAAGAAGCUUUGGCGGCAGGAGAGCAACAGGACCCUAAAGCCGAACUUAACAGCCUUCAGCGUGAAGGUGAUAUGCCAUUGGAAGAAUUACUAGCACUGUACGGAUACGAUAAAACUAUGGACAACAAACAACCCACUCCCGAGCAGGCCCCUGAGGUGGUCCCCGAGGAAAUUGAGAAACCAGAGUCAGCGUUACAGCAGUUAUACAGUGAGACUACUAGUCCGGAAGCCACAAGAUGCCUUAGGUCUGGCUCAAGACCGCCUUCUGAAGAAGAAGAUGACUAUGACUACAGUCCUGAUGAGGACGAUUGGAAGAAGACUAUAAUGGUAGGUAGUGACUACCAGGCUGCAAUACCUGAGGGUUUAUGCAGCUAUGAUGACGCAUUACCUUAUGAAAAUGAGGACAAGUUGUUGUGGAACCCAAGCAUGUUGGAAGAAAAAGUUACAGAGGAGUACAUGAAGAAAAUCUGUGCAAUGAACUCUGGAACAGGUGUAGAUGCCGUCCCUCGAGGGAGACAACUACGAGAUGAUGAGGAAGCCCUAUAUCUACUGCAACAGUGUGGCCACAAUGUUGAGGAAGCAUUGCGGCGGCGGCGCAUCUCUGCCCAGACACCAGCUCAUGCUAGUCUUUGGUCAGAAGAAGAAUGCCGCAAUUUUGAAAAUGGCCUCAAAGCCCAUGGCAAGGACUUCCAUUUGAUCAGACAAUACAAAGUGAGGACACGGUCAGUUGGAGAACUGGUACAAUUUUAUUAUAUUUGGAAAAAGACAGAACGGCAUGAUAUAUUUGCUAACAAAGCUCGAUUGGAGAAAAAGAAGUAUACUUUACACCCUGGACACACAGACUACAUGGACAGAUUUUUGGAGGAACAGGAGGCGUCAGGGGCCGGUGUUGUGAGGCCAGUGUCUCCGUCUCCAAUGAUGGAGUUUGGUCCCUCACCAGCCACACAGCCUGACCCCUUGGCUAUAGGUGAAAAUGAGGUGUUUUCCCAGCUAAACACCCACACACCACCUCCACGGGCCCUGUCCAUGGAGGACCCAGAGCCUCCAACUGGCUCCUAAUACAUGUAUUAUUGGCAUAGGCCAUUCGUAGAAAGCACUGUUUGUAACAUACUUAACUAUGUUGUUAUUAGACAUAAGGGUAUUUUUUCCUUAUUCAUGAAACUAAUCCAUGUUUUGUUUUUAUAACACUAAUGUAAUAUUAUGGACUGACUUAGGACAUUUUGUAUUUUAACAUUUUAAACAGUACAAUGUAAAUAAUAAAGCUGUAAAAUUAUGUUACAUGUUUGUGAAUAAGGGAAUUAUGCUGAAUGAUAUGAAUGUUUGUGUAUGUACCCAUCUUCAAGUGGGUGGUGUAUAAAAUUAUGUGGUAAUUGAUAUAAGAAUAAACAGUGCAAAUAA
This is a messenger RNA of Spodoptera frugiperda (fall armyworm), 1738 nucleotides long. Its product is annotated as mesoderm induction early response protein 1. Lineage: Eukaryota; Metazoa; Arthropoda; Insecta; Lepidoptera; Noctuidae. The transcript has a single exon. Gene Ontology annotation, biological process: negative regulation of transcription by RNA polymerase II. The record is from RefSeq and is a predicted model, not a curated record. The coding region runs from base 206 to 1399 and encodes 397 amino acids. Gene Ontology annotation, cellular component: nucleoplasm. Gene Ontology annotation, molecular function: transcription corepressor activity; histone deacetylase binding.